This is a messenger RNA of Danio rerio (zebrafish), 2479 nucleotides long. NCBI's taxonomy places the organism in Eukaryota, Metazoa, Chordata, Actinopteri, Cypriniformes, Danionidae. The record is from RefSeq and is a predicted model, not a curated record.
AGCAUGUCUUUCACAUGUCUCCUCCUGGCCGGGCUUCUGCUGCCCUACACCGUAACAGCCUCACAAUAUUAUGGAGGAUCAAUGACCUUCAACUCAAGACUGAGCUCUAAUGGUUCAUAUGAGGUGGAACUUCGUUACAAGACUGCCUACAAUGACUGUUCCCAAUAUAAUGACUGGUCCUGCAUGUCUGGAGACUGUGGAAAUGAGGUCAGUAAAGUGAUUGGUAAAGUAGACUCGAGUUCCAAUGGAAACAACUGGUGUCAGUCUGAGGGAGUCAUAACAAAGGAUUUAUCCACCAACAGACCAUUUGAGUUAGUGUCAAUGGGUUGCUGUUGGAUCAACGACAUAGUUGCAUACUCCGGAUUCUGGAAUCUUUUUUCUUUCAUUGACCUGGGAGUGAGAUCGGACACUUUGGUGCCUAACAAAUCCCCAAUCUCUACCACUCUACCAUUUCUUAAAGUUCCUCAAAACUGUGCCAGGAGGUACAACAUUUUAGCCUUUGAUCCAGAUAAAGACGACCAGGUCAGAUGCAGAUUUGGACAAAACAAUGAGUGUAAAAUCUGCAACCAACCUGAUGGUUUCACAUUGAAUCAGAACAACUGCUCUCUGUCAUAUGGACGAACCCUGAUCCUUGGAGUUUAUUCAUUUGAACUUGUAAUGGAGGAUUUCCCCAUUCGCAAGAUUACUCUGUCCUACAACGAUCAAACUUCAGUGGAAAGAUUUCCAAUCAGUUUAAUCAGAAACAGACGCAAUGCUAUUGCCAAAACAACGCCUAAAACAACUCCUACAGCAAAGUGCAAAACAACGAGCACAACAACAACGUAGAACAACACGCACAACAACACGCACAACAACAAGUACAACACCGCCAAGGCGACGCAUUACAACCCCUACAACCAAAAGUAAAAAAACACCCACAACUACAACAUACUCUACAAUAUCUAAAACAACACCUACAACAACAAGCACAACAACAGCCAAAACAAUUACUACAACAGCACUUCCAAUAAGGUCCAAUACAACAGCACCCACUACAAUAACUACAACAACACCUAUUACAUCAACAACAACAACCAGAACACCUUUACCAGCACACACAACAACACCAGCACCCACAACAACAACCACAAUAAUUCCUACAACAACACCCACAACAACAACCGAACCCACAACAACAACCACAAUAAUUCCUACAACAACACCCACAACAACACCCGAACCCACAAAAACAACCACAAUAAUUCCUACAACAACACUCACAACAACACCUGAACCCAUAACAACCACUAUUCCUACAACAACAACCACAACAACACCCGAACCCACAACAACAACCACGAUAAUUCCUACAACAACAUCCACAACCACACCCGAACCCACAAUAACAACCACAAUAAUUCCUACAACAACACCCACAACACCCGAACCCACAACAACAACCACAAUAAUUCCAACAACAACACCCACAACAACACCAGAACCUACUACAACACCCACAACAACACCCGAACCCACAACAACAACCACAAUAAUUCCAACAACAACACCCACAACAACACCCGAACCCACAACAACCACAAUAAUUCCUACAACACCCGAACCCACAACAACAACCACAAUAAUUCCAACAACAACACCCACAACAACACCUGAACCCACAACAACAACCACAAUAAUUCCUACAACAACACCCGAACCUACAACAACAACCACAAUAAUUCCAACAACAACCCCCACAACAACACCCGAACCCACAACAACAACCACAAUAAUUCCUACAACAACACCCACAACACCCGAACCCACAACAACCACAAUAAUUCCUACAACAACACCCGAACCCACAACAACAACAAUAAUUCCUACAACAACACCCACAACACCCGAACCCACAACAACAACUACAAUACUUCCUACAACAACACCAGAACCUACUACAACCCCCACAACAACACCUGAACCCACAACAACAACCACAAUAAUUCCUACAACAACACCCACAACACCCGAACCCACAACAACAACUACAAUAAUUCCUACAACACCCGAACCCACAACAACAACCACAAUAAUUCCAACAACAACACCCACAACAACACCCGAACCCACAACAACAACCACAAUAAUUCCAACAACAACACCCACAACAACACCCGAACCCACAACAACAACCACAAUAAUUCCUACAACAACACCCGAACCUACAACAACACCCACCCCCACAACACUUGAACCCACAACAACAACCACAAUAAUUCCUACAACAACCCCCACAACAACACCCGAACCCACAACAACAACCACAAUAAUUCCAACAACAACACCCACAACAACACCCGAACCCACAACAACAACCACAAUAAUUCCUACAACAACCCCCACAGCAACACCCGAACCCACAACAACAACCACAAUACCCGAACCCACAACAACGACCACAAUAAUUCCUACAACAACCCCCACAACAACACCCGAACCC